This is a messenger RNA of Salvia splendens (bonfire salvia), 1326 nucleotides long. Its product is annotated as malate dehydrogenase, mitochondrial. The record is from RefSeq and is a predicted model, not a curated record. The coding region runs from base 61 to 1095 and encodes 344 amino acids. Gene Ontology annotation, molecular function: L-malate dehydrogenase (NAD+) activity. The transcript is spliced from 7 exons. Lineage: Eukaryota; Viridiplantae; Streptophyta; Magnoliopsida; Lamiales; Lamiaceae. Gene Ontology annotation, biological process: malate metabolic process; tricarboxylic acid cycle. Gene Ontology annotation, cellular component: mitochondrion; cytoplasm.
GUGGGCGUAUACUUCGAAGUUGUAAAUUACUGUUUCUCUUUCACUCUCUCUCUCUAAGCAAUGACGGCCGCGAUUUUGAGAUCUGCUCUGAGGAGGAGCGCGGCGGCGUCCUACUCCUCGAGCCGUGGCUUCGCUUCAUCGCCUGGCCAACAGCGGAAGGUCGCGAUUUUGGGCGCUGCCGGUGGUAUCGGACAGCCGUUAUCGCUUCUGAUGAAGCUGAAUCCGCUGGUCUCCCACCUCUCUCUCUACGAUAUCGCCGGAACACCUGGCGUCGCCGCUGACGUUAGCCACAUUAACACCAGAUCUGAGGUGAGAGGAUAUGCUGGAGAUGAUCAGCUAGGGCAAGCUUUGGAAGGUUCAGAUCUGGUCAUUAUUCCAGCUGGUGUGCCGAGAAAGCCCGGCAUGACCCGUGAUGACCUCUUCAAGAUCAAUGCCGGCAUUGUCAAAUCACUUUGUGAGGCAAUUUCCAAAUAUUGCCCCCAUGCUCUUGUGAAUAUGAUAAGCAACCCUGUGAAUUCAACGGUUCCAAUUGCUGCUGAAGUCUUCAAGAAGAAGGGCGUAUAUGAUGAGAGGAGACUCUUUGGUGUAACAACUCUUGAUGUCGUUAGAGCCAAAACGUUCUAUGCUGGAAAGGCCAAUGCCAAUGUUGCUGAUGUUAAUGUACCUGUUAUUGGUGGUCAUGCUGGAAUUACUAUUCUCCCCUUGUUUUCACAAGCCACACCAUCAGCAAAUCUUUCAGCUGAAGAAAUUACAGCUCUUACUAAAAGAACACAAGAUGGUGGGACCGAAGUUGUUGAAGCCAAGGCUGGAAAGGGAUCAGCUACACUUUCAAUGGCGUAUGCUGGCGCUAUAUUUGCCGAUGCUUGCUUAAAAGGACUUAAUGGAGUCCCUGAUGUGGUGGAAUGUUCAUUUGUGCAAUCAACUGUGACAGAGCUACCUUUCUUUGCGUCAAAGGUGAGACUUGGGAAGAAUGGUGUGGAAGAAGUUUUGGGUCUGGGUCCUAUGACUGAUUUUGAGAAGCAAGGACUGGAAGCUCUAAAGCCUGAGUUGAAGAGUUCGAUUGAGAAGGGAAUUGCUUUUGCCAAUACCAAUUAAGAAAGCCAUACUAAUUCAGUUUUGGAAAUGUUGUGGUGUUUGACGCCACAAGAGAAGUAGAGAAGUGUCUUGCUCACAUUGCAUCAAUAAGGGGAGGAGUGUAUUACCUGCAAACAAUGUAAUCUCUCUUUGAACCAAAUUCUACUUCCAUUGGUGUCAAGCUCAAGCCCCUUUAAUUGAGUGUAUUUAAUCUUUUAAACUCUUUAAUAAAUGCAGGCUUCGGACUCCUAA